ACCCGUGCGCAGCCAACUCGGGGCCGAAACUUCCCGGGGUCCCGCGGCCGGCUGAAGAACGCCUCCCCCAGCCGCGACCCGCCGAGCUCGGGGUCCCGGCGCCCGGUACCCGGCGGUGGCGGACAGCGCGGAGACCUGGGGCUGGCCGGACCCCGCAGCCGGGAGCCCGGCAGCGGAUGAGGAGCGGCCGGCGCGUGGAGCACAGGCUGCCCGGCAGCUCCGGGCCCGGCAGAAAACCUGCGAGUUGUCUGUGUCUUUGAGGAAAGGAGAUAGAGAUGAAGCUGGGGUCUGGAAUCUCCAAGGUCUCCAUCAGCAAUUGAUGCCCAAAUAAGGGAGCUCUGCUUUGGAAGAUGUUGGUCCCAGGGUACUGGGACGGGCUGAGGCUGACCAUGCCCAGCCUCCCUUUGCUGUUUACUGCAGCUCUGCUCUCCAGCUGGGCCCAGCUACUGACUGACGCCAGUUCCUGGUGGUCACUAGCUAUGAACCCGGUGCAGAGACCUGAGAUGUUUAUCAUCGGUGCUCAGCCUGUGUGCAGCCAGCUUCCUGGGCUCUCCCCAGGCCAGAGAAAGCUAUGCCAGUUGUAUCAGGAGCACAUGGCCUACAUCGGGGAGGGAGCCAAGAUGGGCAUCAGGGAGUGCCAGCACCAGUUCCGACAGAGGAGGUGGAACUGCAGCACCGUGGACAACACAUCCGUCUUUGGCAGAGUCAUGCAGAUAGGCAGCCGGGAAACCGCCUUCACCUAUGCUGUGAGUGCUGCUGGUGUGGUGAAUGCCAUCAGCCGUGCUUGCCGAGAGGGUGAGCUGUCCACUUGUGGUUGCAGCCGGGCCGUAAGGCCCAAGGACUUGCCACGAGACUGGCUGUGGGGUGGCUGUGGGGACAACGUGGAGUACGGCUACCGCUUUGCUAAGGAGUUUGUGGAUGCUCGAGAGCGAGAGAAGAACUUUGUCAAGGGCUCAGAGGAGCAGGGCCGAGCCCUCAUGAACCUACAGAACAAUGAGGCUGGUCGCCGGGCUGUGUAUAAGAUGGCUGAUGUUGCCUGCAAAUGUCACGGGGUCUCAGGGUCCUGCAGCCUCAAGACCUGCUGGCUCCAGUUGGCCGAGUUCCGAAAGGUGGGAGACCGUUUGAAGGAGAAAUAUGAUGGUGCUGCCGCCAUGCGCAUCACCCGCCAGGGCAAGCUGGAGCUGGUUAACAGCCGCUUUAACCAGCCCACCCCAGAGGACCUGGUCUACGUGGACCCCAGCCCUGAUUACUGCCUGCGCAAUGAGACCACAGGCUCGAUGGGCACCCAGGGACGCCUCUGCAACAAGACCUCAGAGGGCAUGGAUGGCUGUGAGCUCAUGUGCUGUGGCCGUGGCUAUGACCGGUUUAAGAGCGUCCAGGUGGAGCGUUGCCACUGCAAAUUCCACUGGUGCUGUUUUGUCAGAUGCAAAAAGUGCACUGAGAUUGUUGACCAGUACAUCUGUAAAUAACUGUACCUGUGCCCCUAGCCCAUUCCUCUCUGCCUCACAAAGUCUAUAUUAUAUAAAUAUCUAAAUAUAUUUUAUAUUUGUAUAAAUAAAUGGAUGGAUGAUAAAUAAUUAAGAGAAGAAAAUGGAAAAGAAGAGCUUAUUUAAGAGACCCUGGCACUCUGAGGACUGGGCUUUGCUGGUAAUCUAUACCAAGUGGGAGAGAGAAGAGGCUUUUCCCCACCCUUGGGCAAGGACUCUCAGGACAUAGGAGCUUGAGACUAUCUGUCCACAAUAGCCUCCAGGAGAGAGGCAGUGGUUAGCUGAUGAUCUUGUUUCAAAUGUGGAGUCCUUUUUGGGCAGAUGAGUGUCUGUGACCCUGGCUGGGGUACACAGAGGUCCUGUGGAAGGUGGGAAGACCUCACUUAAACCCUGAGGGUACCUAGGUCUUCUCCAGAAUGGAGCUGGCUACAGUAAGGGACAGCAUACCUGUUCUCUUUCUUAUCUGAGUGCAUAACUGCAGGGAAAGCUCCUUCCCCAAUAUAGGGGGAAGUCCCAUGUCACUCUGACAGGUGACCACAACGGAUCUGUGCCUCCCUGGACUCUGGAUGGACCUAUCUUUGGGUGAGAUCCUGUGAAUUUCACAAGCUCCUACCACAAGCUUCUAUACUGAGAGGGAAAGGGUCAUUUUACCUGUCAUGCCAAGAAAGGUGUAAACCAAAUGUUGGUACCUGAGCUGUAACUUGGGACUGAGUGCAUGCUGCACUGCCACCCUGCACAGGACAGGAGACUGUGCUUGCUGCUGCUGCUGUCACUCCUCUGUCAAGGGAGGUCUCAGAAACAGGACAUGCUGGCAGGUCAGGGCCGGCUGCCUGUCCUGGCCUCAUUUCUGCCCAGCUGUUCAGUGUCUGUCUGACAUUAAAUACCCUUUACCCAA
Nannospalax galili (Upper Galilee mountains blind mole rat) is the source of this 2382-nucleotide messenger RNA. It is a transcript of the gene Wnt5b, whose product is annotated as Wnt family member 5B. NCBI's taxonomy places the organism in Eukaryota, Metazoa, Chordata, Mammalia, Rodentia, Spalacidae. The transcript has 6 exons. Gene Ontology annotation, cellular component: extracellular region. The record is from RefSeq and is a predicted model, not a curated record. Bases 351 to 1469 code for a protein of 372 amino acids. Gene Ontology annotation, biological process: multicellular organism development; cell fate commitment; canonical Wnt signaling pathway. Gene Ontology annotation, molecular function: cytokine activity; frizzled binding.